Messenger RNA from Quercus lobata, 771 nucleotides. RefSeq names its product calmodulin-binding receptor-like cytoplasmic kinase 2. The record is from RefSeq and is a predicted model, not a curated record. Gene Ontology annotation, molecular function: protein serine/threonine kinase activity. The coding region runs from base 1 to 771 and encodes 256 amino acids. The transcript is spliced from 5 exons. Gene Ontology annotation, biological process: cell surface receptor signaling pathway; protein phosphorylation. NCBI's taxonomy places the organism in Eukaryota, Viridiplantae, Streptophyta, Magnoliopsida, Fagales, Fagaceae. Gene Ontology annotation, cellular component: plasma membrane.
AUGACCAAAACUGUAACACUUUCUGGUACUAGCAGCAACAACACUGCUAAUUGCUUCUGUUAUGAAUUCCGAGUGAUUGGUAAGAUUUUGAUUACACUUACUCAUGAUAUGAAUUAUGAAGAGGUUAAGAGUCUCUUGAAUAGUUUCUUUCUGCAGUUUAUGAGUCUCUGGAAUACCAUAUUGGGGAUGAUAAAAGAGAAGAGUAUUAGGAUGGAGAAAGCAAGGCAGUUAUUUGAGGCCAAAGAAGAAUACUUCAUCCACAAUGGAACAAUGUUACUAGAAAAGCAAAUCACCUGCAACCAAGGUAGAGAUACAGAGCCAAUCAAGAUUUUCUUUGCCAAGGACAUCCAACAUGCUACUAAUAACUACAAUCCUAAUCUAAUCCUUGGCUCUGUAAUUGCGACAGUCUACAAAGGAACACUAGAUGAACGGGAAGUAGCUAUUAAAGUCAAAGGCCCUCCAACGCAUUGGCCCUUUGAGAUGAUGGGUAUUUCCAUUGUGGGAACCAUUGGAUACAUAGACCCAGAAAAUCUAGAGACACUACAUGUCACGGAAAAGUGUGAUGUUGAUGGCUUUGGGGUUGUAUUGGUGGAAGUCUUAACAGGUCAUCAUCCCACAGAAACGUUCCUAGGGCAUAUGAAUUUGGUAGAUUACUUUGUUUUGUCAAUGGAAGAGAAAUGCAUAUUACAAAUUGUUGAUGAUGUGGUGCUAAGGCAAGGAAGCAAUGAAGAUAUUCAAGCAUUCGCUGAGCUUGCAUUGAGAUGCAUCUAG